Oncorhynchus kisutch (coho salmon) is the source of this 1765-nucleotide messenger RNA. RefSeq lists its product as uncharacterized. The transcript is spliced from 7 exons. The coding region runs from base 310 to 741 and encodes 143 amino acids. The record is from RefSeq and is a predicted model, not a curated record. NCBI's taxonomy places the organism in Eukaryota, Metazoa, Chordata, Actinopteri, Salmoniformes, Salmonidae.
GUAGUACUCCACUUGUAGUGCAAUAAAAGAGAAGAGGUUACUACUGCUGAGCUUAGCCCACAUUCGACUACGUUAUUAACAUUCCAUCAAAAGACGAGCGACAAGCUUUUGGUUUCACUCGCAUAUUUUAUUGCGCUACAAGUGGAGAGUAGAGGCAGAGCUGAACACAACUCACUGAUUUUUUAAACCUUGAUUUGACAGUAUAACUCAGAUUGUAGCCCAGUGAGUCACUGUACUUCCUCUUUAAGCUUAACUUUGUUGGCUUUACAAAGUGUUCUGGUGUGUGUGGACGACAAGACAUCAAGAAAAAUGUUCAAAGGUGCUUAUCUUCUGGUGGUCAUGACAGUCUUAGCUGAGGUGGUUGUUGAGAGCUCUGGCAGCAUUUUACCUGUGGACGAGGUGUCAGAUUGUCUGAAAAGAGGUUACACAGCAGCCGGAAAGAGAAAUUGUGGUUUCGAUGAAGCCUGUGAAGAUGCAAAAUAUAAGGAUGCAAUACUGCCAUGCAUACUCUUAGGAUAUGAUCUCAUUUACCAAGACUCAUCAUAUCACAGGGAUAGUGACUUUGAAAUGUAUGGUAUGGCUCAUUGUGCAAUAGACAGAUGUUCUGAGGGAUGGAAAAAGAAACCGAAAGCUCAUGGCAACCAAUUGCAGAUCUUUUCAGGGUGGGCUGAGUCAUUCUCCUCUUGCCUGGCUGCAGUGAAGGACUGUGCAAAGCCUGAAAGGAAGAAAGAGGAGUUCUGAGUAUGAUUUAGUCUCAUGUCUGUUGUCCUACUUUAUGGGGGAAGUUAAUAAGUGUCUAAGGAAAUGUACUAACAUUGCUAUAAUGGCAUGUGCACUCCAAAAUUCUGACUUCUUUCAAUGCUCAUGAUUCCAAACUAGAAGUUGCUUCUUUGUCUUGCCACUAGAUGGUGGCCUGUACCUUUUCAGAAUAAAAAAUAAAACACUGUUUUUUUUAAGUAAGAAUAAGUGAGAAUAAGGAAGAAUAGGCUGUACCUUUCUAUAUGGUAAUCAGUGGCUCCCAAACCUUUUUGCUGUGGAGACCUACCAAAAGCUGUCAUAUUUUUCCAGUGACACCACAAAUAAAGUAAACCUAUAUUAAUUGUCACAAACCUGCUCUCCUUCCUCUCUGUCCAUAUAUAUGUCUCUGGUUUGGUCAACCAGGAAGAUGUCAGUUAGACUGAGUGCUGGGAUGGUAGGGCUUGGCCCCUUGGUGUGGAGGUGUUUAGGGGUUAAAUGCAGGCAUCAUGUUGGAAUUAGGGUCCUGACAGUGCAGUGUAGGGGUGCUGUGAGUUUCUAGGAGAGGGAGUAAAUGGCUUAAAGAAGUGUUCCUAAAUCAGGGUCCAUUAGGAUGUGCAGUUAUUUGCUCUAACCGAGCACUAACACACCCUUGAUUAGUUGAAUCAAGUGUUUUCAUGGAGUACCCUCAUUUAGGAACGCUGCAGCUUAAAAUAUUGGAGGAUUUGAGAAUAUUUUUUCCUCAUGGAAGUGAAAAAGCUCUGCAAUUAGUGUGCUGUCCAGGGGAUUUACUUGUACAUCAAUGCUGUCUCACCACAGAAUCAGCGUAUAAACGCCUGUCCUAUGGUUUGGACGUGGAGCAAACUAGGGAUUUGUUACAGGUUCAAGUGUAAUCUUUUUGUUGGAUCUGUUCCUGUAGACAAUAUUUUAUGACCGUUUUUACUUUGAACUAGUAAAUAUUAUAUCUGUACAAGUGCUAUAUCUUCGUGGAUAUGUUGUGUUUGUUUAUGAAAUAAAAAUGACAAUAAUA